This is a messenger RNA of Synchiropus splendidus (mandarinfish), 449 nucleotides long. RefSeq names its product ATP synthase membrane subunit f (gene atp5mf). The record is from RefSeq and is a predicted model, not a curated record. Gene Ontology annotation, biological process: proton motive force-driven mitochondrial ATP synthesis. Bases 42 to 311 code for a protein of 89 amino acids. The transcript has 4 exons. Gene Ontology annotation, molecular function: proton-transporting ATP synthase activity, rotational mechanism. NCBI's taxonomy places the organism in Eukaryota, Metazoa, Chordata, Actinopteri, Syngnathiformes, Callionymidae.
GUCAGCGGUUACUGUGCGCGCAUCCAGCUCGGCCAGUCAAGAUGGCGGAUAGACCAGUUCCCGUUGUGGAGAAGCGCCUGAUGGAUGUGAAGCUUGGCGAGCUGGGAUCGUGGCUUGGAGGACGAGACUUCACCCCCAACGGCAUCAUCUCAUCCAUACGCCGAGGCCACGACAGAUACUACAACAAGUACAUCAACGUUAAGAAAGGAGGCAUCGGUGGUGUUGCUAUGCUUUUGGUGGGUUACGUGGCCAUCAGCUACAUGUGGGAAUACGACCAUCUCAAACACGAUCGGUGGAGGAAGUACCACUGAGAAGUUAAAGCUCUUGUCUGCUCCUUCUGUUCUAAGCGCUGUAUUCAUUAUGUGGUGACGAAUAAACAAUAUUGGAGUUUCCCUUGAACAGAAAACGCAUGCGUUGUACAAGACUAUUUAUUUGUACGUAGAACAAUC